AUGCCGUUGGAAGCUACGUUGAUGAUUAUCGACAAUUCCGAGUACAUGCGGAAUGGGGACUACCAGCCUACGCGGUUCCAAGCCCAGUCGGACGCGGUGACUACGAUAUUCCAGACAAAGGUGGACUCGAACCCGGAGAGCACAGUCGGAUUGAUGACUAUGGCAGGCAAAGCCCCAGAAGUCCUCGUAACCCACUCGCGCGACAUCGGCCAGAUCCUCCAGGGGACACACAAAGCCUCCAGCAAGAUCGGCGGCUCCGCGGACAUCCCCACCGCGCUCAACGUCGCGCAGCUCGCGCUCAAGCACCGGCAGAACAAGAACCUGCGCCAGCGCAUCAUCCUCUUCGUCGGCUCGCCGCUCGAGGGCGCAGCCGCGGACGAGAAGGGCAUGGUGCGCCUCGCGAAGAAGCUCAAGAAGAACAACGUCGCGGUGGACGUGAUCGCCUUCGGGGACGCGAUCGAGGAGGGCGGGCAGGGCCCCGAGGGGAACGUGCUGAAGGCGUUUGUGGACGCUGCGUCGAGUGGAGACAACUCACAUCUAGUGUCGAUCCCCCCAGGGCCCCAUCUCCUCAGCGAUAUGAUCAUUUCGUCAGCUAUCCUCGCGGCUGACCGCGGCAUUCCAGAGCCCAUGGCUGACGGCGGUGCAGGUGGCGAAGGUGCUGCAGCGGGCAGCCAAUUCGAAUUCGGCGUUGACCCGACUCUGGACCCGGAACUGGCUAUGGUGAGUGUUGCUCUGCCAUACAUGGUACAGAGACUAAAUACUCUUUAG
Molecule: messenger RNA, 768 nt
Organism: Gloeophyllum trabeum ATCC 11539
Lineage: Eukaryota; Fungi; Basidiomycota; Agaricomycetes; Gloeophyllales; Gloeophyllaceae
Exons: 3
Coding region: 1-768 (255 amino acids)
Biological process (GO): proteasome-mediated ubiquitin-dependent protein catabolic process
Cellular component (GO): proteasome regulatory particle, base subcomplex; cytosol; nucleus
Molecular function (GO): polyubiquitin modification-dependent protein binding
Source: RefSeq, a predicted model, not a curated record